GAGGAGAAAAACAGGACAAGAAGCUUGUCUGACAUUUCCGGGUCCCGUGACUUAUCAGGUGGUUGUUGUGUGGCAGCCAGAGAAGAAAAAGAAGGCGAAGAAGGAUCAGAACUAGAAAGUGUUACCAAGAGGGCGACUUGGCUCUCUCUGGCGGACGCCUCAGCCCAGUCCUCCUCUCAGCGCAGCUUUAUGACACAGAAAGCAAAAGUUGUUUCAUUACGUUCUCAGGAAAGCGUCUAGUCUCUCAGCAUGGCCGGAGGCUCGGUGUCCGAGUGUAAGGAGUACUUGUUCAAAGUGCUGGUGAUCGGUGAGUUAGGUGUGGGCAAAACGAGCAUCAUCAAACGGUACGUGCACCAGCUUUUCUCGCAGCAUUACCGGGCCACGAUCGGGGUCGACUUCGCCCUUAAAGUGAUCAACUGGGACAGCAAAACCCUGGUCAGGCUACAGCUGUGGGACAUCGCAGGUCAGGAACGAUUUGGAAAUAUGACACGGGUGUACUACAAAGAGGCCGUUGGAGCAUUCGUUGUGUUCGAUGUGACGAGGGGCGCCACGUUCGAAGCUGUGUCCAAGUGGAAGCAUGACCUGGACAGUAAGGUGAAGCUGGUCAAUGGCAACCCCAUCCCAGCAGUGCUGCUUGCCAAUAAAUGUGACCAGAAGAAAGACAACCUCAACAAUACAGCGUUAAUGGACAAUUUCUGCAAAGAGACUGGAUUCUUGGGCUGGUUUGAGACGUCAGCUAAGGACAACAUCAACGUGGAUGAGGCGGCCCAUUUCCUGGUGGAGAAUAUCUUGGCUAACGACAAAGGUUUACCGUACGAGGAAAGCAAUGGUGACCGGAUCAAGCUGGACCAGGAGACUGUAGCUGCUGAGAGCAAGUCAGGCUGCUGCUAACACUCAAUCCACUCACAUUAGCCGUCUGCCUCCCUCCCGUAGGGUCCAGUGAGUUCAACCUGCCUGUGGCCCCAGCUUGCUGACACAACCUCGCAGAGGAAUAAAAAUAUUUUUUGCGGUCUAUUCAACGCUCCAGGAAAUUUUCUCUGCACUGGUGCUGUCUUGAUCUGUGCAUCAACGGUUCUCAUUACAGUUUUAUUUAAUACCAGUUCAGUUACUUUCAGUGCAUUUACUGCUCUUUCCCAAGGUAUUUAGUAUUUUUUGUAGCUUUUCUGUGUACUCAUGCUCUACCAGCUGUUGCCCUGACACCAGCUAAAGUCUUGGACUCUACAACACAUGAAAAAGCUGCAAACUAAACAGAAAGUUGAUGAGAACUGGCUUGUUAAAACUAAUCUGUAGAUGUUUGACUGCCACUGUGAUGUGUUCUCUUUCUGUAUUUUAUUGUACUUCUGAUGCCUUUCUACAGUGUUUCUAGGUGAACGUUACAUUUUACAGUACACAGGUUGCUCUCAUGGUCAGCCUACUGUUAGCUAAUGACUCUCCUUUAAAUGCAUUAAUAGAAUGUUAUCACUCAUCAUGUCCUUUUUCUUCAUUUCUCCUUAUUCCUCUGAAGUGUUGUGCCAAUGCUGUUUUUAUUUGAAUGGAGUUCGGUACGUUUUUAUCCCUCACACAAUAUGAACACGCUUAUGGUGCAGUUAUGAUUGUGUCAAUCUCUGGCAUGUACUUUUAAAGUGUUUUGACACUGUGUAAAUCCUGAAUCAGACAGAGGACUUUUGUAUCUGUUAAAAUAUUGAUAAAAUGUAAAUACUGUUUUUAAACAUGUUCACUCAUGAGAAUACUUUAAAUCUUUAAGGCCAAAAUAGAAUAAACAUUUUAACAACG
Nothobranchius furzeri (turquoise killifish) is the source of this 1773-nucleotide messenger RNA. RefSeq names its product RAB32a, member RAS oncogene family (gene rab32a). Gene Ontology annotation, biological process: endosome to lysosome transport; phagosome-lysosome fusion. Gene Ontology annotation, molecular function: GTP binding; GTPase activity. NCBI's taxonomy places the organism in Eukaryota, Metazoa, Chordata, Actinopteri, Cyprinodontiformes, Nothobranchiidae. The record is from RefSeq and is a predicted model, not a curated record. Gene Ontology annotation, cellular component: late endosome; Golgi apparatus; lysosome.